This is a messenger RNA of Durusdinium trenchii, 2737 nucleotides long. NCBI's taxonomy places the organism in Eukaryota, Dinophyceae, Suessiales, Symbiodiniaceae. The record is from the annotation of a GenBank genome assembly.
GCUGUUGUUUCCGGGCUGGUUUCUGCCUUCGCUCGGUUUCCGCCUUCGCCAAUGCCACGAUGCCAUGAACCAUCAUUUUGCCUCCUCAUGGCUGAAGUCGCUUUCAAACAAACUGGACUCACUGGUGGAAUGGUCCUGGGUCGCAGAGCGCCAAGGAACCACCACAACCCAUCGUCAGCUCUUCAGGGAGUUUUUCUCAGCUCCGUUUCAAAAAACGUUAGCGCUCGUGGAUGAGCAGAAGAAGGGGGACUUCCUUCGAGUGAUCGAGAAGAAUCUCUACAAGUUCGACCCCAAGACACAACAGUUUCCUUUGGGCUGCCUUUGCGCUUUGCUGCAGCAUGGAAAAGAUUCACCUACUACUCAGGAGAAAGUGGGAGCCUGGGUCGAUUUCAUAUUGGACCGUCUCAUGCGAUCUCCCACUGCGCCUACCGCAGCCGAAAUUGCAGAGGAGUGCCUCUCAGUGCCAUUUCAGCGAUUGCUGCCCAUGAUGCGAGAGCAAUUGCGAGACAGCCUGGCAGAUGGACUGGGUGAGCAUGUCCUGCCGCAUUUAGACGAGGCCGCACAGAAGCGACUUCUUGAUGGGUUGGGCGUUGAGACACCGCCAGCAGCUGGAAAUGCCUCAGGACAAUCACCCUUGCUGCCUGAACGGAUUGAAUCGCUGGUGGUGAAGUGCACCGAGGAGCUUCAAGCCUCUUGCAGAUCCCGAUGCGCCCUUCGGUGUGUGCAGGAGCUGAAUCUUUGGUUUUUCUCUGCACCUGCCUUCCCUGCAUCACCUUUGGCGCUUGCGGACGCCCUCGCAAGAGCUGAACAUCCAUCGCUGCGCUUCUUCACAGCAGUUCGACAACCGCAAAAGAAGGAGGCCUUCCUUGUGUCUGUGGCCCUCUGCUUGCAGAGCCUUCGAGGGCGCUUUUCGUGGAUGCGUAUGACGGAGCCGGUGCUGGAACGCCUCAGUCAAGACUUGCAACAAAGACUGUUCUUCGUGCAGAACCAGGGUCCAGUCAUGGAUUUGUGGCUUUCUUCACGGCUGAAGAAGUACAACAACGAGGCCUCCUCCCGGAUCGCCGCCGUCUUUGCACAGCCAGGGGUGCCCAAGUUGGAGCCGUUGAAGGCUUUGCUGUUGCCGUUCUUUCCGCAAACAGAGGAUGGACCAGGAGAUUGGCUGCCGCUCCAUGGCCCAUCGAAACUGGCAGAUGCGGUGUCGGAGUGGCUCACUGAGGGUACCCCCAUCUUCUUGCCGCGGCACAGCCUGUCUAGGGAGACGCUCCUCAGCCUUCUGCAACGGACGGGCCGUUGGCUUGAGGUUGAUGUGCAGAACGGAGCGCGCCUUGCUGCGUCGACUGGUCCUUUGCCUCCCUUGCCACCGGUGCCGCCUCCUGCAUCCCCACGAGGCGAUGCUGAUUCCAAAUCUGCGGUCGAAGGAGACGUGGACAAUCUGAUCGAUUUGCUGAUGAAAGAAGCCUUGGCACCAGUGAACCCUGAGAUGCGCGCGCACGUUCAGAAGAUUAGCCAUGGUGUGUACCGUGUCAGUGGCAAGGAAGUUACGCUACAUACCAUCAGCGGCAACCUCUAUGUCUACCGAAUUGGGGAUUCUGUACAGCACAAGCCAGUGAAGAUGCUCCUGAUCGAGGAGGGCUUGUUGGCGCCUGACGAGGAGAAGUCAGGCGUGCCCUCGCCGACAAGCAAUGCACCACCUGUGGACACCUCUUCGGUGGCUCGCAUUGCACAGAUCUCGCAGCAAAGCUCGGCAGCAGGAGCAAAGACAUCAACCCCAGGUGCAACGCAGGGUGUUUUGCCAUUCGGACUGGGGCGGCCAGCACCGCCUGUGACGCCGGCCAAGCCGGAUCCACAGGCGCUCAUCUCAAAGCGGGUGGAGGCCGCAACACGCGCAGCAGAUGUGGCAAAGCAGGUGCUGCGGCGGCAGAUCGACUUCCAGGACGAGGAAAAACUGCGCAAGCUCUUGAUCAAGGGUCUCAAGCAUGACCAACAGUGGUCUGCAGCCUAUCAGGAGUACUGCAGCAUGAGGAGGGUCUCUCCGGAUGCGGUCUUGAAUGCCAACAGGGAGUUCAUGGCAACGUUUGUUGAACAGAAUUUGCCAAAUUCCAUCAACACAGAAUGGGCCCAGAAGGUUAUCCAUAGCAAGGAUAAAAAGGAUAAAAAAGAAGAUAAAAAAGAGAAGAAAGAAAAGGGAAAGAAGGAGAAAAAGAAGGACGACAAGAAGCGAGAGCUGGACCAUGGUGUUGUACCGGAUCCUCGAGCUCAACGACAUUUGUAGGACUGCGCAGGUCCUUACAAAUUGACAUAAACAGAAAAAUCAUGAUUAUUAUUGAAUUCUAAUUCUGAUAAAUAUAGAUUUAAACUAAAAUUAAUAUCUGACUAUUGAAUAUUUUUAGAUAAUUAUAUAUUAUUUUUAAAUAUAUAUAAUUACGAUUAUUUUACUUGAGGAUUUUUUUUUAUAUAUAGAAUUAUUUAAAAAAUAUUAUUUUAUUACGAUAAGGCUAUUAAGAGGCGUACGCGUAUAAUUCGACGAAAUCGAAAGGCCUAAUAAUCCGGUUUUAUUUUGGGAUUUUUGGCGAAGAUACUUAUUUUUAUGGCGGUUAUAUAUUCGAUAUUUUGUCUUAGGUUCAACGGAAAAUUCGAUAUUUUUAGGUUGUGCGAUAUUCGAAUAUUGUUUUUUAUGGAUUCGAUAUUUUUGCAAGUUGUACGAGAUGCGAAUUUCGAACGUCGAGAGAUUCGAGAU